AGCAGCGGAAUUUCUAUGUAUAUACGGGACUCGCUAUUGUCGCCAACUUCGUCAUGCAUGAUUCAACCACGAUGAGGGCGCAGCUCGAACAGCGCCAGCAGCAGCGUUCUGGGCGUCAAUCCGCUUCGGCCGCAACACGGAGCGGGACGUCAUUCCCGGCGCUGCGGAACCGUGCACACGAAAGUGACAGCCCCUACGUGCGCAACCAUGCCGAUACUCCAGUGGCAUGGCAACCGCUCGAUGCGUCAACCAUAGCUCGAGCCACCGUCGAGAACAAGCCGAUAUUCAUGCAUAUUGGCUUCUUAGCCGACCACCUGUGCCACCUCACGACACAAGACUCCUUCUCCAAUUCCUCGGUGGCCGCGUUCCUGAACGAAGCCUUCAUACCCGUCAUCAUCGACCGAGAAGAGCGCCCUGAUCUCGACACCAUCUACCAAAAUUACAGCGAGGCAGUCAACGCUACCGGCGGAUGGCCCUUAAAUCUCUUCCUAACCCCGGACCUCUACCCCAUCUUCGGCGGCACCUACUGGCCGGGCCCGGGCACCGAACACAGCGCUGCUGGCGCCGCCGUAGCCGGGGACAACACUGGCGAGGAGUCGUACAAUGACUUUCUCGCCAUAGCCAAGAAGAUCCACAAGUUCUGGGUAGAACAGGAGGAACGAUGCCGGAGGGAGGCGUUCGAGAUGCUGCACAAGCUGCAGGAUUUUGCACAGGAGGGCACGUUCGGUGCGACCGGGGACAUCGCCGUUGCCUCGACCGCUCCCACGGCGGCGGCUGCGGACCCGGCCGACCUCGACUUGGACCAGCUAGAUGAGGCCUUGGCAAGGAUAUCCAAGAUGUUCGACCCCGUGGACUACGGGUUUGGAACGCCAAAGUUUCCGAAUCCGGCCCGACUGUCCUUUCUGCUCAGGCUCGCCAUUUUCCCGUCCGAAGUGCGCGAUGUCAUCGGGGAGAAGGAGGUUGCAAACGCUACCUCAAUGGCUAUCGGUACCCUGAGGCGCAUCCGGGAUGGCGGGCUGAGGGACCAUCUCGGUGCGGGUUUCAUGAGGUUCAGUGCCACUAGAGACUGGAGCAUGCCUCACUUUGAGAAGAUGGUCGGGGAGAACGCAUUGUUGCUCGGCGCGUUUCUCGACGCCUGGCUGGGUCAGGCUCAAGGAGGGGACAAGGGACCAAGCGUGCACGACGAGUUUGCCGACGUUGUUCUGGAGUUGGCCGACUACCUGACAAGCCCCUUGAUCUGCCGUCCCGGCGGUGGUUUCGUGACCAGCGAGGCAGCCGAUUCAUUCUACCGAAAAGGCGACCGGCAUAUGCGGGAGGGCGCGUAUUACCUCUGGACCCGACGUGAGUUCGACCAGGUGGUCGGUGGAGGGGCGAGGGACCACGUCAGCUCGGUCGCUGCGGCCUACUGGAACGUGCUGGAAGAUGGGAAUGUCCCCCAGGAUCAAGAUCCCUUUGACGAAUUCAUCAAUCAAAAUGUCCUGUCUGUCAAUAAGGAUCUAACCGAGUUUUCCAAGCAGUUUGGGGUCCCUCCUGAGGAGAUCAAGCGCCUGGUCUCCGCCGCUCGGGAGAAGCUGAGCACUCACCGGGACAAGGAGCGAGUUCGCCCUGCCAGGGAUGAGAAGGUUGUUGUAGCAGUCAAUGGCAUGGUCAUUUCGGCCUUAUCGAGGACGGCAGCCGCUAUACGCCCGCUUGAUCCAGAGAGAGCUGCGAGAUAUUUCCAAGCUGCAAGAGCCGCAGCCACUUUUAUCAAGGACAGACUUUGGGCGGGGACCGGGGGCGACGAUAUCAAUCCACUACGUCGGUUCUUUUACGAGAAGCCAAGUCAGAGAGCUGCUUUCGCGGAUGACUAUGCCUUCCUGAUCGACGGCCUUUUGGAUUUAUACACAGCGACGUUUGAAGAGGAAUGGCUGACGUGGGCCAAGCAACUACAAGACGCCCAGAACCGGCUCUUCUACGAUUUUCCUAUUGCCAAGCCAUCACAACCACCCCCUCCACCGUCCCCCAGGCACGCCUGCUCGGGCGGCUUCUACUCGACCGAGGCGGAUACGCUAAGUCCCACCAUCCUGCGCCUCAAGAGCGGCAUGGACAAGUCACAGCCCUCGACCAACGCGGUGUCAGCGUCAAAUCUGUUCCGCCUCGGCGCCCUUCUGGCCGCGGGGGAGCCAGACGCCGCCGAGGCCUAUACCCUCCAGGCUAAGGCGACUCUUGCAGCGUUUGAGGCCGAGAUCUUGCAGUACCCAUGGCUCUUCGUCAGCCUGCUGACCAGCGUCGUGACCGCCCGCCUCGGCGUUAGGAAAGUGUGCAUCAAGCGCGGCGACGAGAGAGCCCUGACGGAGUACUACACGCUGCCGCGGGCUGAGGCUAGGGCGCUUUUGCUUGUUGAUGACGAGGAUAAAAAGACGGCUGGACGGGAAACUGCCAGGGGGAAGGAGGUCGAGGGAUUUGGGACGGCAGGGUUGCAGAGUAGAAUGGAGGACCUGAAGCUUGCAUCUAAACCGUGAUUAGAAAAUGCGGAAAUGCUGGUGCUGGCAUAAAGGGGGGAAAGGCCAUUAGAAUUAUUAAGAUACCAACAUUUCUUAUUUUCUUUUUGGAACAGACCACGUUUAAGAUUCCUAGCAUUUGCGACCGGUUGGCCUUGGAAGAUGGUACUCUCGGAAUCACACUCAAUGCCUCUGCACGGAAUCGGAAUGUGUUAAGGCAUUAUUAGGAAGACGGUAUUCGGUACAUACAAUCAAGUUAGGUACUCGAAUCUCUCAGGAGAGGCAUCACCACCUCCCUAGCACACCUACCGUCGCAUUUUCUUGCUUCAUGGCAACGAUGCCGACUUGUUCUGCCAAAAGGGUAUCUAGUCUACAGUAUUGUUUCUCGAGUUUCCUUCGCCACUAGAAAGGAGACCUAAUGCCCACCUGCGGGGCUUUAAGACUCUUCAUUCAAUAAAUCCCUGGCUCACUUCCUCUUCGCGUGGGAUUCGGUGACAACCUUAUGGGAU
Messenger RNA from Canariomyces notabilis, 2989 nucleotides. RefSeq lists its product as uncharacterized. The coding region runs from base 54 to 2501 and encodes 815 amino acids. The record is from RefSeq and is a predicted model, not a curated record. The transcript is spliced from 3 exons. Gene Ontology annotation, biological process: carbohydrate metabolic process. NCBI's taxonomy places the organism in Eukaryota, Fungi, Ascomycota, Sordariomycetes, Sordariales, Chaetomiaceae.